CAAGCAUCCCCUGCAUGCCACAAAAUCAAUCUACAUUUCGGUGUGAAUGAAAAUGUGUGCUUAAGGAAAAUGUGUCCGCGGACGGCCGUACAGAGAUCGGUUCUGCCCAGUGCGCCUGUGCCGUCUGCCGGCUGGCAGAGGUCGGCCCAGCGGUACCGUCAGUCGUCCCACGGGGCUGGUCCGCCGGCCGCUGCACCGAUGGGGGGCACCGUGUCGCGCGCCGGGCGGGCGCUCUUCUCCCACUCCUCGGAGGCGCCUCCGUCCACGGAGGAGGUCCGAGGCGGCGCCAGUGCGGUCCGCCUGCCCUGUAAGGCCACUGCUCUGGUGCUGACGCGACGUGGCUCCAUGUAUCUGGAUGAGGACGACGACCUGGCGCAUGAGUUCUUCGAGCAGGUGCCCGCCCGCCAGCCGGGCCGCACGCGAAUGCGGCGCGUCAACGUGCGCAAGCUGCGGCCGCAGGGGCUGGUCAAGUACAGGUUUCCGCGGCUCCACGUCGACUUUCCGAUCGUGCUGUAUCGGGACUGAGCGGCGCAGGCUGGCCGCAAGGGUGUUCGGAAAGCGGUGCAGGCCCGCCGCGAGCGUAUUCGGAAAGCGGUGUUGCUCCGUGUCUGGGAGAGUACCGUGAAAAGUCUGUGGUGGACCCACGGAAUGGUGCAUUGAAUUGGUGCAGUGCUGAUGCAAUAGAAAGCCUGGAGAGUAUAAAAGGCACGAAGAGACUGGUUUGAUGUGACGAAGUUGCCUCGGUGCUUGGUACGAACUGGCGAAGACGUGGUUAGAUAAGGACUUGUGUGGAUUUAAGAGAGGCUCGCUUUCAGUUAGUGUGGUAUCGUGUUGGCUCAGAUACGAUCGAGUCACACAGGGACGGAGUGGGCAGUGGGCACUGCGAUCCCGGUCUGCGUCGUUAGGGACUCGAGAUCUCCAGUGCGGGACGCCGAUGGAGUAUGUAUUUAUUGGUGAUUGGCUAGACCGUUGUGAAUUUAACUGGGGUAGUGUACUAGUCUAGCUAAUGCGAUUGGCGCCGUGCAAUUUUCGUUGAUGUCGGUGUGGGCUUGCCGAGUCGUAACGUUUGCUCGUUCAUUCAGCGUGGGAUGCCUGGCUACUAUUGGUGACUACCUCAGGCGUUAUAGUCUGAGUUGACGUGGUGAAUGCUCGACUAUGUUUGGUGCAUGUGAGGUUUUGACAACGACGUGCGUUGCAGGGCCGGGAGGCUUUAUUUGAGGCUUUCACAGCUGUUUGUGCUUGCACGGCUCACUGGCUCAUCAGCAGCCGUGGAGGCUGUGACAAGUAGAACGCGCUACUAGCCAGAACUGUACUCGUGGUCAUAAUCGUAUCUUUUAUCAAAUGUCUACCCCUUGCUGGGUGAUAAACGUAAAUGUUUAGCGCACCCCUCCCUCACAAAGACGUCGGAACGUAUGUAAUAAACGCGAAGCACUUGCUGUACAA
Molecule: messenger RNA, 1443 nt
Organism: Amphibalanus amphitrite
Lineage: Eukaryota; Metazoa; Arthropoda; Thecostraca; Balanomorpha; Balanidae
Product: tumor suppressor candidate 2-like
Exons: 2
Coding region: 70-525 (151 amino acids)
Biological process (GO): regulation of mitochondrial membrane potential
Cellular component (GO): mitochondrion
Source: RefSeq, a predicted model, not a curated record